This is a messenger RNA of Cutaneotrichosporon cavernicola, 1509 nucleotides long. RefSeq lists its product as uncharacterized. NCBI's taxonomy places the organism in Eukaryota, Fungi, Basidiomycota, Tremellomycetes, Trichosporonales, Trichosporonaceae. Gene Ontology annotation, molecular function: oxidoreductase activity, acting on the CH-OH group of donors, NAD or NADP as acceptor; NAD binding. The transcript has 3 exons. The coding region runs from base 1 to 1509 and encodes 502 amino acids. The record is from RefSeq and is a predicted model, not a curated record.
AUGUCUCAGCCCCAGAAGAUUAGGCGCCCCUCGGUCACGGCCUCGGACCCGCCCACCACCAUCCCCAUUCCUUCAAACCCUCGUGGCCUCGUCGAGUCCGCGUUCAGCGCUACCUCGCCCACUCAGCACCUGUCCACCUCGCCCGGGGCCGCUGGCUCGUUUGGCGGUCGCUCCUUGAAGGCAUUUGGCUCCGCGCGCCAGCUCCAUGCCUUUCUUCCGGCCACCUUCCCCGCCUUCCCGGAGGAGGAGGGUACUGCCACCCCGCGUGCUGGCAAGAUCAAGAUUCUGCUCCUUGAGAACAUCUCGCUCGAGGCCGCCCAGUUCCUGAAGAACGCUGGUUACGAGGUCGACCAUUCCACCAAGGCGUUUUCUGAGCAGGAGCUCCUCGACAAGCUCCCAGCCUACCAUGCCGUCGGUAUCCGCUCCAAGACAAAGAUCACCGCCAAGGUCAUUGAGAAGUGCACUCAACUCCUUGCCAUCGGCUGCUUCUGCAUUGGCACCAACCAGGUCGACCUCGCAACCGCUGCCAAGCACGGUAUUGCCGUGUUCAACUCGCCGUUCUCCAACUCGCGCUCGGUCGCCGAGCUCGUCAUCUCGGAGAUCAUUGCCCUCUCGCGCCAGCUCGUUGACCGCGCCAGCGAGAUGCGCGCUGGCAUCUGGAACAAGGUGUCCAAGGCUUGCUGGGAGGUUCGUGGCAAGACCCUCGGCAUUGUUGGCUACGGCCACAUUGGCUCGCAGCUGUCGGUCCUAGCCGAGUCGUUCGGCAUGAACGUCAUCUACUACGAUGUCGUCCCCAUCAUGCCCCUUGGCACCGCGCGUCAGGUCGACACGCUUGAGCACCUCCUUCAGACCGCCGACUUUGUCACCCUUCACGUCCCCGAGAUCCCGGAUACAAUCGGCAUGAUGGGUCCCGCCGAGUUUGCUCAGAUGAAGGAGGGUGCCUUCCUCAUCAACAAUGCGCGUGGCAAGGUCGUCGACCUCCCUGCGCUUGCCGACGCGCUUGAGAGCCGCCACCUGGCUGGUGCCGCCGUCGACGUCUUCCCCAAGGAGCCCGGAUCCAACGGCCCCGGGUUCAGCGAGGACCUUGGUGACUUCAUCCCCCGCCUCCGCAAGCUGCCCAACCUCAUCAUGACUCCCCACAUUGGUGGCUCGACUGAGGAGGCGCAGCGCGCCAUCGGCAACGAGGUCGCCAACGCUCUGUCCCGCUUCCUCAACUACGGCACCUCGAUCGGCGCGGUCAACUUCCCUGAGGUUGACCUGCGCGCCAUCACGGCCGAUGACUCGCGCCACAUCCGUGUCUGCUACGUGCACAGGAACGAGCCCGGUGUCCUUCGCGCGAUCAACGCCAUUCUCGCCAACCACAACAUUGAGAAGCAGUUCUCGGACUCGAAGGGCGACGUCGCAUACCUCAUGGCAGACAUCAGCGGUGUUGGCCACGAGGAGGUGCGCGAGAUCUACGAGGCCAUUAACGGCACGCGCGCCAACAUCCUCACCCGUCUGUUGUACUAG